AUUUUGACAAAGCCUGGAAUACCCCAUAUAAAACAGUCUGUCUAUCAUGGGAGCACCCACUUCCUCUGAACCAGUUAAGUCUUACCUACCUGACUCCUUCUGGGACUGAGAAGGAUUUCCCAGGCAUCUACCUUUUUAGAAGAGAGCAGAAAAUGAUGAAGUCCCAGGGGUUAGUAUCAUUCAAGGAUGUGGCUGUGGAUUUCACCCAGGAGGAGUGGCAGCAACUGGACCCUGCUCAGAAGACCCUAUACAGGGAUGUGAUGCUGGAGAACUACAGCCACCUUGUCUCAAUGGGGCAUCCAGUUUCCAAGCCAGAUGUCAUCUCCAAGUUGGAACAAGGAGAAGAUCCAUGGAUCAUAAAGAGAGACGUACCAAAUUGGAUCUACCCAUAUGAAGAUCAGGCAGAUGGGCGACAAGGGAAGAAAAGUAACCUUGACAACACCCAAUCAUGUAUUUUGGGGUCUGUUUCCUUCCAUAAUAAGAUACUGAAAGGAGUCACAAAGGAUGGUUCACUUUACUCCAUUUUAAAAGUCUGUCAAGGUGAUGGCCACCUGCAGAGAUGUCAGAAAAACAGACAUUUCAGGCAAGUAACAGUCAUCAACAACAAAACAAUGACUGUGGAGUCAGACCACAAAUAUAAUGCAUUGGGGAAAAUAUUUCAAGAAUGCAUAGGGUCAGAUACUUCAAGACAAAGAUCCCAUAACUGUGGUGCAUUUAAAAAUGACUUGAAAUCUAGUAUUGACCUACCUAGUUGUAAUAAGAGCAAUUCAGGAAAAAACCCUGAUGAGAGUUUUGGAUGUGGAAAAUCAUCCAUCCAUGGUGUGUCCAAUCCUGAUCUUGAGAAAAUUCACAAUCAAGUAAUUCCCUGUGAUGAUAAUGAGUGUGGAAACAUUUUCAGCAAGAAACAAUCCCUUAUUCAGUAUCAGAAUGUUGAAACUAAGGAGAAAACCUGUGUAUGUAUUACAUGUGGAAAAGCCUUUGCUAAGAAGUCACAGCUCAUUGUACAUCAACGAAUUCAUACUGGGAAGAAACCAUACAAUUGUGGUGCAUGUGGGAAAGCCUUCAGUGAGAAGUUUCACCUCAUUGUACAUCAAAGAAUUCAUACUGGGGAGAAACCUUAUGAGUGUUCUGAAUGUGGAAAAGCCUUCUCUCAAAAAUCAUCCCUCAUUAUACAUCAAAGAGUUCAUACUGGGGAAAAACCAUAUGAAUGUAGUGACUGUGGAAAAGCAUUCUCCCAGAAAUCACCCCUCAUUAUACAUCAGAGAAUUCACACUGGAGAGAAACCUUAUGAAUGUAGGGAGUGUGGUAAGGCCUUCUCCCAGAAGUCACAGCUGAUUAUACAUCAUAGAGCUCAUACUGGAGAGAAGCCCUAUGAGUGUACUGAAUGUGGGAAAGCCUUCUGUGAGAAGUCCCACCUCAUCAUACAUAAAAGGAUUCACACUGGAGAGAAACCUUACAAAUGUGCUCAAUGUGAGGAAGCCUUCAGCAGGAAGACAGAACUCAUUACACACCAGUUAAUUCACACUGGGGAGAAACCUUAUGAAUGUACUGCAUGUGGGAAGACCUUCUCCCGGAAGUCACAGCUCAUUAUACAUCAGAGAACGCAUACUGGAGAAAAGCCCUAUAAAUGCAGUGAAUGUGGAAAAGCCUUCUGUCAGAAAUCACAUCUCAUUGGACAUCAGAGGAUUCACACAGGAGAAAAACCUUACGUUUGUACUGAAUGUGGGAAAGCCUUCUCUCAAAAGUCUCACCUCCCAGGACAUCAGCGGAUUCAUACAGGAGAGAAACCUUAUAUAUGUGCUGAAUGUGGAAAGGCAUUUUCUCAGAAGUCAGACCUUGUUUUACAUCAGAGAAUUCAUACUGGGGAAAGACCUUAUCAGUGUGCUGUAUGUGGGAAAGCCUUCAUCCAGAAAUCACAACUCACUGUACAUCAGAGAAUUCACAGCAGUGGUAAAAUAAUAAUGAACUAAAAACACAGACAAGCUUUCAGUAUUAGCUCAAGCCUUAAUAAACAACAGAAACCUGAUUAAUUUGAUACAUUUGUGGACAACAUCUUUAUAGAGAAAAUUUUACAAGAGAAUUCGUGUCUGUAGUGUGGUGAUACCUAACUCAGCAGAGAUGAUGGGAAAUAAUUACAUAAAUGAAGGACAUUUCACCAUGGCAUGUAAAGCUUUUAAAGUCAUGAACUGAAUGAUCAGUAGAACAAAUUAUGUAUAUAGAAUAUUGUCAAAUUACAUAUUCCUUAUUAUACCAUAACAAU
Molecule: messenger RNA, 2260 nt
Organism: Mesoplodon densirostris (Blainville's beaked whale)
Lineage: Eukaryota; Metazoa; Chordata; Mammalia; Artiodactyla; Ziphiidae
Gene: ZNF300
Product: zinc finger protein 300
Exons: 5
Coding region: 153-1970 (605 amino acids)
Biological process (GO): regulation of transcription by RNA polymerase II
Molecular function (GO): RNA polymerase II cis-regulatory region sequence-specific DNA binding; DNA-binding transcription factor activity
Source: RefSeq, a predicted model, not a curated record